CCACCACCUCGCCUGCUUAACCAUACCGCCUAGCGAUGGACCACGAGUGAGAAACAGGAGGUUUAAAUAUAGCGGUGUUGUGAUGGCGCGCUGAGGCAGGGGUAGCGGAGCCUUGGUAGCACUGCCGCCUCCAACGCUGCUCUAUAAUGGCCUCUAUUGCCGCCUCUACGUCUUGAUAGAGCCUGUCUCGCCUCCAGACAACGUCUCGAGGUGUCUUCCUCCCUUCUGCACCUCUUCUGUUGCCUCCAAGUGUUUUAAAUACGAAUGGACUGGAACAAUCGGCAACAAGUUUUGCAAAAAUGGCAGCCUUUUGGACUGCAGCAGAUGCAUCAAAUACAGCAACAACAACAGCAACAUCAAUUACAAGCACAUCAGCAGCAGCAGCAACAACAGCAACAGCAGCAGCACCCACAACCACCUCUACAACCACCACCACCACCACCUCAACAACACCCACAACCACCACCACCACAACCACAACCAAUGCCUCAGCAGCUUCACCCGCCACCACCACCACCACCUCUGAUUCAACGAACAUCUCCAAAAAUCACCAGAAUUGGAGGAUCAGCAACCCCACACUGUCUCGUGUGCAACGUUCAUCUUGGCAUGUUUGCCAAAGGCGGCAUGGAAGUUUUCUCUGAAAAGAUCACAACAUCGGUUGGAAAGAUGCAGAUCUACAGUGUCUUGGGCUCCAUCGUAAACCAGGAGUUGAAUACCGCCAAUGUUCACUCGAGCAUCGUAUGUAAGAAAUGUUUCAAGCUGCUUGAUGAUAUUGAUGGCUUAGAAGGUCAGCUGGUCAGCAUGAAGCAGGUAGUGUCCAGCAAAUAUGCAAUGACUGUGGCAUUGGUAAAAAAGGGACUUGUCGGAAAAGCAGUAUUAGAGGAGCAUUCUAAACAGCUUCCUCCACCCCCCAAGCUAAAGAAGAAUAUAAAACCUCCCUCGCCAGGCAAAAGCCCCAAGCUAAAAGUUACUGGCAGAAAAAGUCGUCCAUCUAAAGUAGGGAGACCGCGAAAAGGUGGUAAAAUAGCUAUUAAGUCUGGUAAGCUGGUGGUAAAAGGUUAUAAUGAGAAUUUAGUGCCAGAAGUUGAAUUCAAAGAGGAGACAGUCUCGUCUACUGAGGAGGAGAGUGUGCAGUUAGAUCACGAGGAUGUAAACCAGACAGAUGACAACAUACCACAAAACUGUAAUCUUUGUGGAAAAGAAUUCUUAUCUAGGACUCUUCUGGCAAUGCAUAUUGAAACGCAUGGAUUAAACAGUGACUCACUUAAAUGUGAUAUAUGUGAAAAAUGUUUCUUGACUGCUGAAAGCUUGAUUAAACACAAAAAGUUGCACAAAGGAAAGAAGAAAAUAGGUAAACGAAAAACAGGGUGUCAAGCCUUUGACAUAACCCGUAUUAAGCAGUUUAAGUGUCGACAAUGCAGCAAAGUUUUUACAACAAAAAGUAAAGCGGAGGACCAUGAAAGAACUCAUACAGGGGAGAAGCCAUUUGAGUGUGAUAUUUGUGGGUCUUGCUUCCGCCAGAAAAGUAAUUUAUCUUCUCACAAGAGGGUAACACACUUGCAAGAAAGAAGAUACAAAUGUGAUUUGUGUGACAAAGCAUUUAAGUGGAAGAGAUUGUUGAAUGGUCAUACAAUGAGUAUUCAUACUGGUGAAAGACCUUAUAAAUGUGAAUUUUGUGAUUCUGGUUUUGUUUAUCAACAACAUUAUAAAAAACAUAUGAGAAUUCAUACAGGAGAGAAGCCUUUUAAAUGUGAUGUUUGUGGGAAAGCAUUUAAUUCAUCAAAUAACUGUAGGGCCCACAUGUUCACUCACUCAGAUAAAAAACCUUAUGAAUGCAUUCUCUGUGGUGCAGGAUUUAUGCGUAAACCUCUCGUGUUAUCACAUAUCAAACAGCAUGGACAGAUGGAAAAUCUGGAAAGCUAUGUCAGGGCAAAUAAUCCCAUAACUUCACUAAUUACUGGGGAAGGGAGUGGAGUCGAUAAUGCUAGAAACACAGAUCCCGAUUCUAUUAUACGUAAAAAAAAAUUGAUUCGUGAAUCUAUUCAGACUGCGGUUAUGCACAUACCUCAAGGACCUCCACAGCCAGCACAUAAUAAUAUGGAGGAAAGUUUACCUGAGUUUAUAAUCCCACAUACUGAUAGCAGAGAACCACCUAGUGCAGGAGAAACAAUGGGUUAUAUGUUCGGAACAUUUCAAACUCAGGGCACAGUAGCUCAUUAUGCACCUCUUAACUUAGGUCACUGGUGAUAACUUCUAUUGCUAUAAUAUCAAUCCCUCUUACCUAAAUAAGUGAUAUCAUGGAGAUAAUAAUUUAGCAUAUCUAGCUCUUCAACUUACUAGUAACUGUAAAACUUUAUUAUUGUGCAACUUUGGGGAAAAUAUAUGUACAGUACAAUAGAAUAUAUGUACAGUACAGUAGAAUCCUGAUUCAACACAGCAGUAUUUUACACCAUCCCAAACAUGUACUCACAUACAAUACAAACCCUUCCUAUCCAUUCCCAUCCUCUCUCCUAUCCCUUCCCUCCACAUAUCUUCCACAUUACAUAUACUGUACAGAAUUUUCUUUAAGAAAUGCUGGCAACCAAUCAUAUUGUAAAACAGUAUAUUUUAAGUCCAUCAAGAAGCAGAAAUGAAUCACAUACUGCUUUAAAUCACUAUACUGUGUCAAGCUUGUUAUUUUUCACUACAUUAUAUAUUUGUAUUAUUUAUUGAUUCACUGUAUCUUGUUUAUCCAACAAGGAUCUAAAAGAAAUAUUCUGUAUUAUAAAGUUCAGUUUUACACGAAGUCUCCUGGAACAUAUCCCAAAAUAAAAUCAGGAUUACACCAUACUUACAUUUGAAUGAAAAAAAUUUAGUUGUGAAUGUUAAUAGAAAAAAGACUAACCUUAAUCCCAUUGUCUGAUGUAAAUUGUUUUGUUGUAAAGCUCGAUGGCAAUUAUUCUGAGGUAUUAUUUGGUCUUAAAUGAAACACAAUUUUCUCAUGGAGAAGCUUGAAGAAAAAUGGGGUGGGUAGAUAUUAUACUUUAUUUGUAACUCUUGAGUUCAAAAUUUCAACAUUUUGUUCUUUUCAGAUGAAUUUACAAUGUAUAUUUUUUUUUGUAUGUGCAAUACAGCAAUCAUAUUAGAAAUGUCAGGAAAAUAUUCGACAAACCAUUUCCCUUUCUAAAUAAGUAUGGUGGUAAAUGAAUGAAUAAGUGUUUUAUAUACUAGACCUGGGUUCUAAUUAGAAGAUAAAUGAGUGCCAUACUAAAAUUGUCAUAGUAACUUAAUGCAAGAUUGUCUUUGCAUUAAGCAAUCCCAAUCUUGCAAUCAUACUUAGUAAGAUUGUCAGAUAUAGCAAUAUGCUGUUUGCAUAUCUUGACAUACUAAUCAGGGCAUUUAGUAUUGAGAUACUAUACUGACUAUGCAGAUGAUGAGUCACAAUAACGUGGCUUAAGAUACGAAGACUAAACCCUCCACACACAUCAGAAAAUGAGGAGACAGCGACGUUUCGGUCCGUCCUGGGCCAUUAUCAAGUUGCCAAUCGACUUAACACUUUCGCUCGGCGACGACUCAAUGCUGAGUCGUCCGUAAAACGGGCAAGUCCGGCGACGACUCGGCAUUGAGUCCUCUGUGCGGCAACAGUAGCGGCAUUUUCGGGAAGGUCUUGCUGGGGUUUUGGACAUUAUAUGCAUAUACUCUUGUAGGGAAUUUCAUUGUGAAUACAUUGAUACCAAAAGGAAAGUCCUAGGAACAGAAUUGAGGUAACAAAGUUGAAAACAGAAUACCCAUUUUAUUGUUCUUUAUUAGCGCUCACGGGGGUAACGCUCCGUCACUUUCUCUGUUUGCUGUGGGUGGUACGCCGGGCUUUUGGACUUUAUAUUUGCAUAUACGCUUGUAGGAAAUUUUAUUGCGAACACAAUGAUACCAAAAUGAAACACCUAGGACGAGAAUUGAGAUGUCCAAAGUGAAGAGAGAGCUCUUGCCCGCUCCCGGGUAAGACGCUCUCACUUUCUCGCCGGGCUUUUGGGAUUUACCCGUAUAUUCAUUUAGUCCUGUAGAGAAUUCUAUUGCGAACACAUUGAUACCAAAUUCAAUACCUUAGGACGAGAAUUGAGCUGACAAAGUUGAAAAGAUUAUACACUUUUCAGAAUUUACCACGGUCUCCCUUGCGCUCCCACAGAACGCCCAAACCCACCUGGGGUAGUGAGGUGCUCGGAGGCCCAGAACGCCAAAGAGUUAAUAAUGGUCCAGAACGGACCUAAACCUUGUCGUCUCCUCAUUUUCUGGUGUGUGGUUUAGUCUUCGUAUACUGACUAUACUGUUUAUGAAUGCUUUUCUCAUAGUUCCUACCCGGUGGCUUCCUGGACUACCUACAUGGGUUACCUCCAAUCCUAAAGCCCCCAAUCAGUCCUUUUAGUCACAAGUGCCUACCUGAGACUAGCUCAAGAAUCUAGCACACUCCCUAGAGAUGGGGCAGUCUGGGGCCCCAACUGGUAGUUACACUUGCCCAGAUGGCAGCCCCAGCAACUUGGGCUGAUGACUGAUGGGGCAACUCCAGUUGCCCCAUCAGUCAUGUGCCUGGUGUUGUUGGGGAGGGGGGGGUGCUCUUCCUGGCCUUGUUUUCAGCUAAGUAUUGACUGUUCAUUUCGACUUUGUCCUGCAGGGGGUCUAUGUGAAUAUUAGGUAAUUUUAUCUGCAGGGCAAAGUUCAAAAGAAAAGCCAACACUGAGCUGAAAACAAAACUAGAAAAAGAAGACAAGGCACUGGGAGCUGUGGUCUCGACCACACCGUGUGCAUACUGAUGGGGGCCAUCAGUGUGCGGGUCUGAGUUGCUGGGGCUGCCAUCUAGGCAAGAGUAACUACCACUUGAAAUGGCCAAGGAGUGUGUACAUGGUUCAUCAGGGAUGCCAAUGUUUUCUAUGCAAUUGCUUGUUUUAGGGUAAUCUAUCUUUCUAGUGAUUCUUAUUUUUUUGCUUGUAUCUCCAGACUGUUGUGCCUUUAUCAAGGGGGAAGGCCAUGUUUUGGACCUAGUUCCCAGUAGGUACUUGGACUCAAAGGCCUGGUUGUAGGGUUUAGGCUUGGAAGUAACAUGAGAGAAUCUUGGGAAGCCACCAGGAAGGGACCCGUCAGGAAUGAAUCUCAUUACAUUCAAUGCUGGAUUUAUAUAAGUAGUGAAUUUAUUUGUCUCUGUACAUGUAAAUGUAGUAUACAUUAUCACAAUUGAAAUUCCAGGUAGAAUUUUAGUGCAUAAUUCUUAUUUAAUAACUAUGCAGUACUGUAUAUAUUUUUUAUGAAGAUUUUGUGUAUGUACUGAACAUUUAAAUGUAAUCUAAGUACUUCUUACCAUGUAAGAUAAUUACUGUGUAUGGUAUUGAAUUAUUAUUUUCCUUUAAACAAGGGCUCCAAAAAAUUCAGGUGAAUUCACUGGCAUUAAAAGUUGUAUGAAACAUGA
Messenger RNA from Procambarus clarkii (red swamp crayfish), 5434 nucleotides. RefSeq lists its product as uncharacterized. NCBI's taxonomy places the organism in Eukaryota, Metazoa, Arthropoda, Malacostraca, Decapoda, Cambaridae. The record is from RefSeq and is a predicted model, not a curated record. Gene Ontology annotation, cellular component: nucleus. Gene Ontology annotation, biological process: regulation of transcription by RNA polymerase II. Gene Ontology annotation, molecular function: DNA-binding transcription factor activity, RNA polymerase II-specific; RNA polymerase II cis-regulatory region sequence-specific DNA binding.